This is a messenger RNA of Neoarius graeffei (lesser salmon catfish), 8694 nucleotides long. RefSeq lists its product as uncharacterized. Gene Ontology annotation, biological process: proteolysis. NCBI's taxonomy places the organism in Eukaryota, Metazoa, Chordata, Actinopteri, Siluriformes, Ariidae. Bases 604 to 1587 code for a protein of 327 amino acids. The transcript has 3 exons. The record is from RefSeq and is a predicted model, not a curated record. Gene Ontology annotation, molecular function: aspartic-type endopeptidase activity.
UUGAUGCAGUUUUUUUGAUCUGCAAGCGUUGCAGAUCAAUUUUGUGAAUGGCAUGUCGUCAUUAGGUACGUCACUUCUUGUGGGUAUUCCCUCACGUUUAGCUCAGGUUACAGGUGUAGAGCUAAUGAAACGGGAAGUCUCUAUUGUUUGAGGAGGCGCAGUUUUGUUUGAGGUAAAGUUUGGAAGCUCUGCCUCGGUGCGCAACGCUUAAUAAGGUAAGUCUUUGACUUGUUGCACUGGUUCAAUUUAAAUGAGCGAUGAAUGUCCCUUGUUAGGUGGAGCGGCGUUGUCCCUUUGGACUUCGUCGGGGGGGGUUUUGUAGUGUUGUGGUGAAAGCGGUCAGAGCAAUUGUCUCGGGAGUGUUUCCAUAGUGUGAGAGGAGUCGCCAGUUUCUGGUUGCUUUUUCUCCCUAUUGGGCUUUGGCACUUAAUUACCCACCGCCAGUAGCUACAUGAAGAGCUAGGCUGCAGCUUAAAUAGGUUGUGGGGCUUUGUAGGUAGCGGGACAGGCAUUGUUUUUGUUUGGCCUUCAGUUUGGGGGUCUUGUGCAUGGAGUCAGACACUUAAUUUUGUUUUUUUGUUUAACGUUGCGCACUGCGGUAUAAUGCAGACGGUGGAAGUUAAAGAUUUUAUUGCUUCUCCGUCGGAGGAGAUAUUAGACCAGUGUACGAAGGAUCAGCUGCUUAAGUUAGCAGAGCAUUAUCAGGUGGAGGUAAAUGGUCAAUUUGCGAAGGAUAAGGUUAAGGCAAUUGUGAAGAGUAACUUAGUCGCUACAGGUGUGUUAAUUGAGCGUGAACCAGUUUCAAUUACGUCUCCGUUGGCUAUAUCAAUGGAAGGCUUGAGUUUUGAUCAGCGGAAAGAGUUGUUACUGUUACAAAUUCAGCAUGAGAAGUAUAAGAUUGAGGCGGAGUUCCAGAAAGAUCUAGCAGUUGAAAAGUUGCGUCAGGAGACUGAACAGACGCGUUUAGAUCUAGAACAUAAGCUCCAAGUUAUCAGGGAGGGCAAAAUUACACCUGCGCCUCGGUUAAACUCUGGCUUACAUUUUAGCGUCGAUCAAUCUGACACACUGGGUUUUGACGUGCGGGGUAAUUUGCGUUUAGUGCCUAAAUUCUCCGAGAGCGAUCCUGAUACAUUUUUUCUUUUGUUUGAACGUUUAGCUGAUGCGCAAAGCUGGCCCAAUUCCGCUCGCGCAUUAUUGCUUCAGUGUGUGAUUACUGGUAAGGCACAAGAGGCGUUUUCAGCCUUGUCGCCUGGUGAUAGUCAAGACUAUGAUAAGGUAAAAUUAGCUGUACUGAAAGCGUAUGAGUGUGUUCCAGAGCAUUAUAGGCAGAAAUUUAGAUCGUGGAAAAGGGGGCCAAGACAGAGCCAUUUAGAGUUUGCACGGGAUUUAACAACUUAUUUUAACCGCUGGUGUUCUUCUGUCGAAGUGUCCGAUUUUGAUGGUCUAUGUGAUCUAAUUGUGUUAGAACAAUUUAAAAAUUCUGUUCCUCAUGUUGCCACUUAUGUAUGUGAACACAAGGCUCGUACUGCAGCUGAAGCAGUUGCUUUAGCUGAUGAUUGUGUUAAUCCAUCAAAACAUUCCAUCUGAUCGUCGUUUUCAGGCCAGUAGUGGUAGUACACCUGCUGAAUUAUUUAAUCAUUCAAACAGAUUUCCUCUGCCUACUAGUGGGCCUAGUGGUUCUGGUAAUGCAUAUAAGAUUUGUAAUUUUUGUCAUAAACGUGGCCACUGGAAAGCUGAUUGUUACAUGCUCAAGUCUGGUAAUACUAAGCCACCUCCAGGUUCGCGCCCUAAGGGUGCAGGCCUGGCUGCACCUGGACGUUCUAAUAAACCUGUUGCUGUUGAUAGCCAUAUGGUUGAUGGCGAGCCACAUCUAAUACACUCUGUCAAUGCACUUGAUUCUUAUUUGCCAUUCAUUAGAACGGGGUUUGUGUCUAUGGUUGGCAGUGAUGUAAAAGUGCCUGUUAAAAUCUUGAGAGACACAGGGGCAUUUGACUCUUUUUUAUUAAAGCUGAGGUGUUGCCUCUGUCUGAAAAUUCUGAACUGGGCAGUUCAGUGCCAGUUCAGGGAAUGAGUUUAAAUGUUAUGCAUGUGCCACUACACAAAGUAAUGCUUGAUUGUGACUUGUUUCAGGGUGAGGCUGCACUUGCUGUUUGUCCUGCAUUGCCAAUUGAAGAGAUCUCUGUGAUUCUUGGCAAUGGCUUGGUAGGUGCUCAACUGUGGUCUGAUGUUUCUCCUGCUUUGGUGGUAGAUCCUGUGCCGAGAGCUGGACUCGAAGAGUGUGCACAAAAUUUUCCUGAGACUUUUCCUGCUUGUGCGGUAACACAUGCUAUGUGAGUUGGUUGCUGAGCAGCAAGCUGACUCUUCGCUGGCUGGGUUGUAUGAGUUGGUCCAACCUGAAAGUGAAAUGCGGGACAGUGUUUGUGGAUAUUUUCUUCAAGAUUCACUAUUGAUGGACCCUGACCUGGAGUCUGCCCCACCACCCCAACACACACUGCCUCCUCAGCAAGGCGGAGCAUCAUUCCCACAAGCGCCUCACCCACAGAGAAGGGGAGAAGUUGAGACGAAGGAAAAAACUGAGCCUCUGGAAUCUCCCCCAGCCUACCAGCUGCCUCCAGCAUCAGCACCUCCCCUCGCUUCUCCAUCACACAUGAGAUCCGGUCUUACAUAUGGCGAUGGAAAAGACCACUCUCCUGGACCUGACCACGUGCUCACCAGUGGGUCCACAAGGCCAUAACCUAAAGUCUGAAGUCCUUCAUCUUCCAAUGAUGGAAGUGGCUGGAGCUGACGGCGUGCUUUUAGUCCACAGACCCUGGAUGACAGCUGAUAUCAAGGAAAGUAUGGCUUCUCUUCCCAACGUGAGAGAGGUAGGAGGAAAGAGAUUUGGUAACGAACUGUUGAUAUUUUGCAGAGAAUUCUGACCGACCACCCAUGAACUUCGCCGCCUAAUCAUGACCAAGAUGGGUGUAGAUUGGAACAAAGUUUCCAAAGAGUGGCCGGAAGCUGACCAGCGAAUGACUACACCAGACUGGAGCGCGGCUGGCAAUAGUGAGUAUAGAGAUACCAUCACUGCUCUCUGUGCUCGUCUGGAUAGUGCUUUUCCUUUGAACAUAGACAUGACUAAGAUCAGUAUGUGUAAGCAAGAAGAUGGAGAAGUGGUGUCAGCAUUUCUCACCCGUCUCACCGCCACGCACGAGAAAACAGUGGCCUGACCAGACCCGUGAACCUGGCUGCAGUGGAAGGCACUCCUGAGAUCUGGGAAGCGCAUCUGCAGAACAGUUUCAUGAGCGGUAUGGAUCCAGCAGUGGCCAAGUUAGUAAAGCAGCUCUGUCUCCUGUGGGAAACCACCAGUCUCACCAAGAUCGAGCAGUACGCUGUGCAUGCAGAAAAGCUGCUGAAAGAGAAGGAGAAGACAAAGUCGACACAAAGAGACCAAGAUCUACACACCGCCACUCUCACUCUUUUCAGACUGUUCAGCCUGGAGAAAAAGGAACAAGAGGAGGAAGAGGUCGAAGUAGGGGCCGAGACAGGACAACCUGGAGUGACUCGUCCUGGAUAAAAGGUGCAACCUGCUACAACUGCAAUCAAAAGGGACACAUUGCUCGAAAUUGUCUCCACAGAAGCAGCCAGAAGCCCUGUGAGGAGUACAGCAAAGCAGACUGAUGGGCGGACUCCGGGAAUGGGCCCCACACAGAGAACAGGGGAGGUAACACACACACACACACCUGAUGAUACACAUACACAGACAGGAGCAUUCACAUAACGUUAAACACAUUAGUAGCAGCACCUGCAUGCAACAGCAAGACUACACAGAAAUGCCCGAUACACCAGUCCAGAUAGAUACACCUGAAGUUGCAUUAAGUUUGUUAAAAUACACAACUACUCCCUUUUCUAAACUCCCUUGUAUGCCCCUCACUGUGUGUGGGCAUGUGUUAGCCUUUCUAGUAGAUUCUGGAGCAGGACACUCAGUGAUACAACAUGGGGUACUUCCAGUAGACCCACCGCUCAGCUCAAAUUCUAUUCAGACGAUGGGCAUCUCAGGACGACCUGUAACCGAAACUUUCUCAGUCAACCUCCCGUGUAAAAGCGAGGGAGGAAUAGUUACGUCCCACUCAUUCCUCAUCUCACAUACAUGUCCAGUAAAUUUGUUAGCACGUGAUUUAAUGUGCAAAUUAGAAGUAAAUCUCACAUCCACUCCAGAUGGACUAACUAUUGAAGUAAGUGAAAUGUGCGGUGUGCAGUAUGGGUUUGGAAGCCCCCUGUAUGUGUAUGUCUGGCAGCUCUGCUCAGAUCAGUUCACACAAACUCCAAAACACCUUGUACAGCUCGCACACUUGAACACCUCAUCAGUUGACACAGAUUAUAUGAAAGAGGAAGAUUUGCAUUGUACAGCACAUGUUCACCAAGGUCAAGAUGUAGAGUUUGAAAAGACUUGGUUUGCAGACCCCCAUGCACGUGAAAGAUUGACCCUCAAACUAUGUAUUGGUCUAAACAUUAUUGCGCUGUGCAGGUCCAUUUUACUCAUUGUCCAAACAGCUGCAUCAAUGCUCAUCGCAGUGUUCUCAAACAUGUUAUACGCAGCCUUGUGUCAGAGGACUUUGAGGUCGGCUGCUGCCAACAUGAUUUCUUAGACAUCAUUAAUUCUAUAUCCCAUGUCUCAUUACCAAGGCCAUGAGUCGCCCAUUGGAAAGACGUGGGGAAAUGGGUCAAGAAGUGCGCAGUCGAUGGCAAUGAAUGGUCCCAAACAGAGGACCCUAGUGUGUUGUUUUGUCAAAGGCUUGGGGUCUACAAACAAAGUCAUGCUGUGUGUGUGCAUGUUAAGCGCAGCGUAAUAUUAGCCACUGAUGACCGGGAUCCUGGGGACCCCGGCCAUAGUGGCCUGUUUGUCUCCGUUUCCACAGGCAUAACUCCAGCAGAGGUGCACCCCAAAUUGGCGGGAGUUCCAAAUUCCAUUUGGGCGAAGGGUAAACAUGAUGUGGGCCUAAUAAAGAAUGCUGAACCAGUGGUGAUCACCCCCAAAUUAGAUUUCAGGCCUAAACAGACCCAGUACCCACUCAAACCAGAAGCAAUUGCAGGUAUAAAACCGGUCUUUGAUUCGUUGCUGAAGGCAGAUGUAAUUGUCCCUUGCCAGGACUCUCCAGUGCGCACUCCUAUUUUUCCAGUUAAGAAGGAAGAAAACCGUCCCAGCCCGAUGAGUGGAGGUUUGUCCAAGAUCUGCAAGCAGUCAAUGCUGCGGCUGUCCCGCACACGCCUGACGUCCCUAAAGAGCGCUCUGCAGACCACACCCACUCUGGGACUGCCUGACCCCAAUAAACCAUUUGUUCAAACUGUCAAUGAAAAGAAGGGUUUUAUGACCUCUGUUCUCUUGCAGAAACACGGGGAUAGAUUGAGACCUGUAGCCUACUUCUCCAGCAGGCUGGAUCCAGUGGCGGCUGGACUUCCUGUUUGCCUGCGUGCAGUUGCUGCAGCUGAAAAGGCGGUAACUGCCUCCAGAAAUAUUGUGGGGUAUUCUAACCUCACCCUUUGGUCCCACAUGCUGUCUCCCUGCUUCUGUUGGAGAAAAGAUGUCACAUUUGUCAGCACAGAGAUGGUUGAAGUAUAACACUGUCAUACUUGAUAUGCCUAACAUCAUUGUGAAACGUUGUUCUGUUCUGAAUUCUGCCUCUCUUCUCCCUACAGAGGACGAUGGAGAACCACAUGACUGUGUUGCUCUCACUAAUGAUUUUUGUUCCCCCAGGGCAGACAUAAAGAGUGACCCUUUUGGAAAAUCCAGACAUGGUCCUCUAUGUGGAUGGUUCAGCCUCCAGAGACCCAGAGACGGGAAAGAACAAAGUAGGUUUUGCCAUAGUCUCAGAUCACGAGGUCCUCAAGGCGUCAUGUCUGCCCUCAAACCUGUCAGCACAGGCCGCAGAGCUCUGUGCCCUUAUCGAGACAUGCAAAUUGGCUGCAGGGUGAUCUGUCUAUAUUUUUACGUACAGUAGGUACACGUUUGGCGUUGUGCACGAUUUUGGCACUAUUUGGAAACACAGAAAUUUUCUCACUAGCACAGGAUCUCCCAUUGCACAUCAUAAACUGGUCUCUGAGUUGUUGGAUGCUGUUCUACUCCCUAGAGCCAUUGCUGUGUGUAAGUGUGCUGCCCAUACUAACAAUACUGAUCUUGUGUCUCAAGGGAAUGCCAGGGCGGACGUGGCAGCUAAGUGUGCAGCCUCGGCUUCCAGUUCACCCUCUAACCUUGCCUUUCCUCAGGCUUCUACCCCUUGUUUACAGCUAGCGGACCUUCAGAGCACUGCCAUCCAGGACGAGAGACGAGUCUGGAAAUAGGCGGGCUGUAUCCUUGCAAACUCUGUCUGGGUUUGUCCCUCGGGCCGUCCCUGUCUACCAAAAUACAUGUUCCCUUACUAUGAAAAAUUGGCACAUGGGCUCACCCAUGUGUCAAAAAAAGGGGGGAUGGUAGCAGAAGUAACAAAGAGAUGGUUCACAAAAGGGUUUUCAAAUUAUGCUGUGAAAUUUUGCAAGCAAUGCUUGAUAUGUGCACAACAUAAUGCAGGUCAAGGUAUCAGACUAACUCAAGCAGCACAUCCAAUACCAGACAAACCAUUUGAUCACCUCCAAAUGGACUUUAUUGAACUGACACCUAGUGAAGGGAAAAGGUACUGCCUGGUAAUAGUUGACAUGUUUUCAAAAUGGGUAGAAGUAUUCCCCACAGCUAAACAAGACUCAGAGGCGGUAGUCAAAGCACUCCUGAGAGAUGUAAUUCCUAGGUGGGGUAUACCUAGCAAAAUCUCAAGUGACAAUGGAACACCCUUUGUUAAUGCAGCCCUAAAGAAAAUAGGAGCAUUCCUAGGGAUAGACCUGAAACAACAUUGUGCCUAUCAUCCUGCCAGUGCGGGAGCAGUAGAGAGGGAAAAUGGGUCACUUAAAAAUAAACUAAGCAAAGCUUGUGCAGAAACAGGGCUAGGAUGAACAAAGGUCCUCCCUGUAGUACUCACACAAAUGAGGAUGCAAACUAGGCCUAAACAUGGGUUAAGCCCAUUCGAAAUUCUGUUUGGACGAGUACCCAACAUGGGGAUAGGGCCAGCUCAAGGAACACUGCCGGACACCACACUGUGUGAUGAUGCAAUGUUGAAUUACUGUGCAACGUUGUCCUCUGCUUUGAAAUCUAUCCACAAACAGGUAAAGAAGCACUUCCCAAACCCGCUGAGGGACCUCUGCACGAUCUACAACCAGGGGAUUGGAUCGUGGUAAAGGACUUCCGACGAACCAAGUGGAACAAGCCACGGUGGAACGGCCCAUUCCAGGUCCUGCUCACGACCCCAACGGCAGUGAAAGUCACAGGCAGAGUGAUGUGGAUCCAUGCUAGCCACUGCAGGAGGGUUCCUGAACCGGCUGAGCAGGAGGAAAAGGAAGGCCUAAGUGACCAAACGCUGACUAAAGCUCGUGAGGAAGAAAGGCAUCACUGCAUGGAACAGUGCGAGUAUCACAUCAAUCACGCACGCACCCUCAAUAGGGAAGAGUAUUUGUGUCUAGCUGAUAGAUAAGUCUUAGGGUUUUGAGUUUCCUCCAAGUCCCGGUGAGGUGGGACGAGGGCUGAUAGGGCGUGCCCGCCCUCUGAGCACCAAUACACGUCAAGAAGGGCAAGGGUUAACUCGGUAACAUCAUUGAGGCACUGAACAAGAUGCGCAAGGUUGCUGAACAAUCAUAAGCAGAUGAACAUGGAGGAGUUGAAGACAGCUGAUCGUGUUAGUUCAGUGGAUGGAAGACUCUGAUUCUAUCCACCGUACCGGUCCUGGGCUUAGCGAUUGUGAUGCUAUGUUUGCUCCCUGUUUUCUGUCAAUGUUGUAUGUCUGUGUUUCAGAGGCAGCUGACAAAUAUUGGUUACCAGAUGGUGAAAAUAGACUCAGACGACUUGCCUGACUGGCCUCCAAACUCACACGAAGACUAUAACCCACCGUUCGAUGACAUCAGCACAGUUGACAUGAAACUAGUCCUGACUUAAAACACUUUCAUUAUGAUUGUUUCCUGUUCUAUUAUUCCUGAUCUAUGUAUAUGGCUUGCUAGCAUUUAUUUAAGAUGUCUAUGUCUUAUAAAAACAGCCUUAGCAUUAUCCCUGUACACUCAAUGACGUGUUAAGUUGAAUCUCUCUGAGAACUAUCAUCACUGAAACUGUGUACAGUUCUUUUCUUUCCUUUUAGUAAUUUAUCUUGUAGGAUAAAAAGGGGGGAAUGUGAGGGAAUUUUUAAUGGAUGAACAUUAUUAUUCUCUGUGUUUCUGUGUGUUGAGCUCAAGUGGCCUAUACUGAGAAAGAUGUUUUUUCCUAUGUUGUAAUCGCUUUUCUGUGGCCUUGGUGGUAAUGAGCAGGGUGCUUGAGUUCAUCCUAGCUUGCAUCUUCUCAUGAUGUAACCACCUUUCCUGACCUUGGUGGUGAUAAGCAGGGUGCCUGAGUUCUCAUAACUACGCAUCCGCACGCCAGGUGCACGCUCUAACAAAGCUUCAUAGAAAAUCUUGAGCCAAUCACGUGAAGACACAAGCAGUGAGCGAAUGCUUUCAGAGUAUAAUAGAUAACAUUCCUAAAACACAACUCAGAGUGCGCGUACUCUCGGCAUCAUCAGAAGUGAUGUCUUCUUCUAUUCUUGUCUUUCCUUUCCUAUUUUAUAUAUCUUUUAUAUGAUCUACUAUAAUAAAUGACUGAAAAGACAA